GCUUAGUUUUCCAAGCCCCCGAACGACGAUGGCCGACCACCGGCGCUUGAUGGUGCCUGACAACUCGCGCGCGGUCGUCGAGAUCGAGCGCCGUAAGCAGGCGGCGGCGCGCGCCGUCCUCCUCGAGAAGCGCAACAUCCGCCGCAACCAGAGCAAGAUGAACCAACGUCGGUACCGCGCCGAGCAGAAGGACCUGGUCACGUCGCUCGAGACGCAGGUAGGCAGGCUCUCGAACGAGGUCGCGCGCCUCGAAGGCCGCCUCGAGUACCUCCAGCGCGCCGUCUCCAACCUCUACGCCGACGAGAUGAGCAUCGUGUGCCAGUUCUUCGUACACUUUGCGAAUGGGUUGCAGCUCGACGCGGGCCCGCAGCACGAUUUUUUGCGCACGAUCACGGCCGACAACCUCCUGUACCUAGGCCAAGCAAGCCGAACCAAGCUCAUUGAGCAGCUCGAGGGCUACUCAUGUCAGUUUGCAUCGUUUCAAAUGCACUGCACGCUCAUUGAGGGCCUGCCCCACGCCAGCUCGGACAAGCUCCUCAAAGCCCACGCAGAGCUGCAGCUGGGCAUCACUCCCAGCACCAUCCAAGCGGUCUUUCCACACGUACAUCCUGACCUCGCGUCCAAGCUCACGGGCAAGAGCCUCCGCGUCUCGAUGAUGUUUGUCUUUUGCUUUGAUGUCGAUGGUAUCGUCUAUCGGCUCGACUCGGCGGCCGAGCUCGUCGCAGCGCUGGCGCUGCUCGUCUCGAGCGUCGAAGAGGCACUUCUCGUGCUCGAGGGCUCGCUGCUCACAGCACACGGCGAGAUUCUCUACGCGAUCUGA
Messenger RNA from Saprolegnia parasitica CBS 223.65, 820 nucleotides. RefSeq lists its product as hypothetical. The coding region runs from base 29 to 820 and encodes 263 amino acids. The transcript is spliced from 3 exons. The record is from RefSeq and is a predicted model, not a curated record. NCBI's taxonomy places the organism in Eukaryota, Oomycota, Saprolegniomycetes, Saprolegniales, Saprolegniaceae.